This is a messenger RNA of Adineta steineri, 602 nucleotides long. NCBI's taxonomy places the organism in Eukaryota, Metazoa, Rotifera, Eurotatoria, Adinetida, Adinetidae. The record is from the annotation of a GenBank genome assembly.
ACAGUCGAAUAUUUUUAAAGUCAGUUUAAACUCAUAGAUUUCAAUCGAAUCUGGUCAACUCUGAGGAAGUUGAUUCGUCUGAUCUGUCUAUACUAGCAACAGAAUCCAAUUUGACUUCGAAUACGAUAUAAACUUUUAUUUAUUCGAUAUUUGGAAUAUCAUUUUUUGUUUAUGUAAGAAAAUCCGUUGGUAUAACAGAUUUAUUUAAUUGUGAAACAUUUCCUAAUUCAAUGAUUGUACUUUUUCAAAUUUGUACAACUUCUAGUUGGCCUGGUGUAUUUCAAGCAUUAACAAAUGAUCGACAACCAGAUUGUGAUUCAACUAUUAAAUCACCAUCAAAUAAUGGUGACCAUGUUGAUGCUCUCAGAAAAAAUUUUCUUGAUGAACCUGAUCUAUUAGGAGAAAAUAGUCUUGGUGGUGAUCCACCAAUUGAUAUAAAAAAAGAUCGACCUAAAGAUUAUCAUCCUCUGACAACAAGAUUACAACGUCAACGUGAAAUUUAUUUAAGUCGAUUAGGUUUAAAUGGUUUUAGAACUAACCUUCAACGAUCUCGAAAUCAACAACUAAUACUUGAAAAACCUAUAAUUUCACAAACUGAUUAA